Messenger RNA from Anolis sagrei ordinatus, 558 nucleotides. It is a transcript of the gene COA3, whose product is annotated as cytochrome c oxidase assembly factor 3. Gene Ontology annotation, cellular component: mitochondrial inner membrane. The record is from RefSeq and is a predicted model, not a curated record. Gene Ontology annotation, biological process: mitochondrial respiratory chain complex IV assembly. Lineage: Eukaryota; Metazoa; Chordata; Lepidosauria; Squamata; Anolidae.
CGUCAUUAAGGGCGGAGGCCACUGGCGGAAGCGAGGGCUAAGAUGUCGUCGCCGGCGGCGCCUGAAGGAGGAGAGCCUCCGCGUGUUAGGCCUCCUCGAGGACCCCCUUCGCAGGCGGUAGUGGACGCGGCCCGGCGAGGCCUCAAGGUCCGCAACGCCCUCACAGGCCUCGGCAUCGGCGCCAUCGUCGUGGGCAUCUAUGGCUACACGUUAUAUUCUGUCUCCCAGGAGCGUUUCUUGGAUGAAUUAGAACUAGAGGCCGAAGUUGUGCGGGCUCGAGCAGCAAAGACUCCAGCAAACUGAGGUUAACAAGAGCCUUGGACAGACAUGGGACAGCACUUCCGGUUCAUGGGAAUAAGACUGGAUUCUUUCCUGGAUGCCGACUCUGGCUUCACUUGAGGGCAUGUUGGUACACAACUCUGAGGCAUUUAUGCCGCUUUCCUAUCAAAUAAAUCUUCACUGCAUUUAUUGGUAAAUCCUAUGCUGUAGCUAGCAUUUAAAUGUGUAAUAACAUUUCAAAUAUUUAAUGUGAAAUACCAAUAAACCAGGGGAACAUAA